Molecule: messenger RNA, 6924 nt
Organism: Tyto alba (common barn owl)
Lineage: Eukaryota; Metazoa; Chordata; Aves; Strigiformes; Tytonidae
Product: collagen alpha-1(XV) chain
Exons: 42
Coding region: 303-4163 (1286 amino acids)
Source: RefSeq, a predicted model, not a curated record
UGGAUAAUGACAACGCUGGGAUGAUGUACAGCAGUAAGGGAUGUCCAUCAAUAAAUAAAAUAGGAAGUUUUCGGCAGUGGUCUGACAGGAAAGUCUCCACGGAGUCAGAUUUCAGAGCUGGAGCACCGAAUUGCAGUGAGUCACACAGAGAGCCUGAGAGCUGCCUUUGUUCCACUUGUGUCUGAACGUUGGAGGAGAAACAGCAGGCUCCAGUUUUUAUUAACUUCUUAUUUUCAUAAGCGUAAAACUCAUGUGCACUGAACUUUUUCCUCACUUGAGGUCUUUCAACUGACUUUCAAAAAAUGCUCUCAUGGCAUGCCUGGUGGACCUGGGACUUGCUGCUACUGAUUUUUGGCUUGUCAAUCCAUGCUGGUCCAGCAGCUCAGAUCAUAGAAGAACGAGGCUCAAAAGGACAUCUUGACCUCACAGAGUUAAUAGGAGUUCCUCUUCCUCCUUCUGUCUACUUUGUCACUGGCUAUGGAGGGUUUCCAGCUUACAGCUUUGGUCCAGAUGCUAACAUUGGUCGAUUGACAAGUGCUAUAAUACCAUUGCCUUUCUACAGAGAUUUCGCUAUCGUAGUUACAGUGAAACCAAACAGUGACCAUGGAGGAGUGCUGUUUGCAAUAACAGAUGCCUUCCAGAAAACUAUUUACCUGGGAAUGAGACUUUCACCAGUUGACGACAGCACCCAGCGAAUAAUCAUGUACUACACAGAGCCUGGUUCCCACAUCUCCCGAGAGGCUGCUUCAUUUAAAGUGCCCGUGAUGACUAACAGGUGGAAUAGGUUUACAGUGACUGUUCAGGGAAAUGAUGUUGCUUUGUUCAUGGACUGUGAAGAAUAUCAGAGAGUUCAGUUUCAAAGGUCAGCUCAAGCUUUGGUAUUUGAAUCUGGCUCUGGGAUAUUUGUUGGCAACGCAGGAGCCACAGGAUUGGAAAAGUUCACAGGCUCAAUUCAACACCUGACAAUCAAAUCUGACCCAAGGGCUACUGAAGAUCAUUGUGAAGAUGAUGAUCCUUAUGCUUCAGGGGACAUGAGCGGCAAUGGCAGCAUUCAAGAAAAUGAAGGUAUUUCUGAGACACAAGAAGUCCUUGCACCUUCCCAUCUUCCCAUAAGGCCUGAAGAUACAUUGGCUGAGCCAGUGGAAGCACCCCCAACUAUAGUGUCUUAUUUGGAAGAAAACGACUUCUCUGGAAAUCACAGACCAGAAGAAACCUCUGAAGCAGAUAAGCUUAGAGAACGAGAUUCAGGUGUCAUGGAAACUGGACAAGGGAACAGUUCAUCUACCACUGUCACACAGAAAAUCUUAAGAGAAGAUGGUGGCUCUGGUGCUAGUUUUUUGCCAGGAGAAAGCAGAGAGGAGGGCCAGAAAGGUCAGGAAGAAGACGGGUCCACAGGAUCUCCAGGAAGGCCAGGAGUAGAAGACGUGCAGAAAAAAGAUCAAGGACCUCCUGGACUUCCAGGGAAACUUGGAGAACAGGGUCAGCCGGACAUUCCUGGUAAAUAUGGGUUACCGGGUAACAAUGGACUUCAGGGGUUACCAGGACUGAAAGGAAAAGCAGGCCAAAAAGGUGAAAAGGGUGAUCCUGGUGAGGGAUUGCCAGGACCUCCUGGACUACCAGGACCCGCAGGACCAUCUGCUCCUUCCAGAGGUUUAAAUAGACUGGAACCUGAAGAAUCGGGUUCUGGAGACAUUGACAGAGAGACUGAGAUUUUAAGAGGUCUUCCUGGGCCACCAGGCCCUCCAGGACUGCCUGGUCUUCCGGGAAAACCAGCACCUGAUGCAGGUGUAGGACCUCCUGGGUCACCAGGGGAAGAUGGAGCUUCUGGUGAACGAGGCCCUGAAGGUCCUCAAGGUCUUCCUGGUCUUGAUGGAGUGGUUGGCCAACCUGGACAGAAGGGAGAAAAGGGUGAUCAAGGUCUUCCUGGUUCUGUUGGUCCAAAGGGUGAUACUGGAGUCACUGGAUCAAUAGGCCCCAAAGGAGAAGCUGGUGCUCUUGGGUCUCCUGGGAAACCUGGACCACCAGGGCCUCCUGGGCCCCCUGGGCCCCCUGGACCUCCUGGACCCCCAGGACUAAGCUACGGUUUGGGAUUUGAGGACAUGGAAGGAUCAGGUAGCAUUAGCCUGUUAAGUGAAUCCAGAAUUCCAGGAUCAAGAGGGCCAAAGGGAGAAAGAGGCAACAUUGGUCCACCAGGCUCAAAGGGAAUGCCGGGUACAGAUGGAAAACCAGGCUUUCCUGGCAUCGCUGGACAUCCCGGAGACGUGGGUCCAAAAGGGGAGAAGGGUGACCCAGGACCUCAGGGUGAACCAGGGCAGGACGGGAAUGGUAUCGUGGGACCGCCUGGACCACCAGGACCACCAGGACCAAUCAUAGCAAUACCUGAGCUACUACUCAAUGAUACAGAUGGAAUUUUUAACUUUACUGGAAUUAAAGGACUGCUUGGGCCUCCAGGGCCAGAUGGCAAGCCAGGUCUACCAGGAUUUCCUGGCCCUCGGGGACCAAAGGGUGAUACUGGUUUGCCUGGAUCACAAGGACCCAAAGGACAACAGGGUGAAAAGGGAGAACCAGGAGCUAUCAUUGCUGCUGAUGGAUCUUUAACUGAAUUAUUAGGACGAAAAGGGGAGAAGGGUGAAGCUGGAGUGGUGGGACCAGUGGGACCAAUGGGACCAAUAGGACCUAUUGGACCUAAAGGAGAACUUGGUUUCCCAGGACGUCCAGGCCGCCCAGGACUGAAUGGACUGAGAGGUGUGAAAGGUGAUCGAGGCGAAGCGCUUAGUGGCCUUCCUGGCUUGCCUGGACCCCCAGGACCCCCUGGACCUCCAGGACGUAUAGUUUAUAUCAAAGGAACAGUUUUCCCAGUCUCUCCUAGACCUCAUUGCAAAAUGCCAGUGAGCACCCUUUACCCUGGAAAUCAAGAAGCUGUUAAUGUCCAUGGUGGGAAAGCACACAGAGAUUCCUGGGGGCUGCACAGCUCAGCAGACUUAAAAGGGGAAAAGGGAGACAGAGGUGAUCCAGGACCACCAGGUCCACCUCUGUCUCCAUCAUAUUUCAGCCACUUUAUUAAUAGCAUAAAGGGUGAAAAAGGAGACAAUGGAGUCACUGGUGUAAAAGGAGAAAAAGGAGAACCAAAUGGAGGGUUUUUUCUGACAGGACCUCCUGGACCACCUGGAAGACCAGGAUUAGUUGGACCAAAAGGGGAUUCACUAGUGGGACCCAGAGGACCUCCGGGGUUACCUGGCCUACCUGGCUUACCGGGUUAUGGAAAAAUUGGACCUCCUGGCCCACCUGGCCCACCAGGCCCACCAGGACCUCCUGCAAUAUAUGGCUCAGCAGCUGCGAUGCCUGGGCCACCAGGUCCUCCUGGAGAGCCAGGGUCACCUGCAACCAGGAAUCUGGUUACAACAUUCAAAAACAUCGAGGGUAUGUUGGAAAAAGUUCAUUUGGUAGCAGAAGGUACGCUAAUCUACCUGAGUGAGACCAGUGAGGUUUUUAUCCGUGUUCGAAAUGGAUGGAGAAAAUUGCAGCUUGGUGAGCUAAUUCCUAUCCCUGCUGACAGCCUUCCUCCUCCAGCCCUAUCAAGCCAUGGAUUUCAGUCUCUUCCGGCACUGAGUCCGAUAUCAAAUAUGAACAAUGGGAAACCAGCACUGCAUCUGGCGGCUCUAAACUUACCAUUUUCUGGUGACAUGCGAGCAGAUUUUCAGUGUUUCCAACAAGCCCAACUAGCAGGCUUGACAUCUACCUAUAGAGCCUUCCUCUCAUCACAUUUGCAAGAUUUGGCCACAGUUGUCAGAAAAACAGACCGAUACAAUUUACCAAUAGUCAAUCUUAAGGGAGAAAUACUUUUCAAUAACUGGGAAUCUAUAUUUAAUGGAAAUGGUGGACAAUUCAACAUUCAUGUUCCAAUAUAUUCCUUUGAUGGGAGGAACGUCAUGACUGAUCCAUCUUGGCCUCAAAAAAUAAUAUGGCACGGUUCAACUACAAAUGGGAUCCGACUGGUUAGCAGCUACUGUGAAGCCUGGCACACAGCUGAUAUGGGAGCUACAGGACAAGCAUCACCACUGAAGACAGGGAAACUUCUUGAUCAGAAAGUUUAUAGCUGUAGUAAUCAGUUCAUUGUUCUCUGUAUUGAAAACAGUUUUGUAUCUGAUCCCCAAGGAAAAUAAUUCACCUGUUGCACAUAGGAAUAUUCCAUUUUACGGCAGAAAAAGCUGACACUGAAAUUUCAUCUGAAAUGAUGUAAAUAUUUUAUUUUUUGUAAUUGCACAUUUCAGGAAAAAAAUUAGCCAAAGAAAACAUACCUCAACACAAACCACAUUCCAGUUAGGUGGAACAGCCAGUGCCCAUGCGGCUGACUUAAAGCCCUUCCCUCCGCUUGAACCCCACACGGUUCAAAGUUUGCCAACAGCUAACGCACAGCCCCCUUGUCUUUCUGGCUGAGCUGAAGAUCACUUACAGGGCACAAGUCGUGCGUGGGCUAUGAGGAAGCCCCAGCUGCCUGCCUCAUAAACCGUAUGGCUCGGCACGGCGGCUGCUGCUUCACCGUUGAGAAGCUGCCCGCUCCAUGCUCUCCUUUUCACCGGCCUAGAUUUUGAAUACCCAAGGCACUACUCAUAUAUAUGUAUACAGACACACUGUCCCUGAGCAAAUAACGGGAGACUUACAUCUUACAGGGCUGGAAUUUUCAAAAAGCUUUAAGAACCAAGGUGCUCCCCUCCUCUGGGUUUCAGUGGAAGCUGAGUACCUAGCUCCUGUAAGCUUGUACAGAUCGCAGCCUGGUGCUUACACAUAAGUUUAGCAGCUUCCACAUCUUACUUCAGCUUUUUUCUUUGCAGAUUCUAGGCGUAGGGCUUUAUGCAGGAGGAGUGAAUUUCACCUCGACAAAAUCUGGUCCUUAUUUUGGUGCUAUCGUUACCAGGAAACCUGGAGCAAUGUUAAUAGAAAACAUCCUGUUUUACUGGUAGAACUGUGCAAAGUAAAUGCAGACAAAUGAACCAUCUGACCUUUAUUUAUUUCAUUACGUAUUAGAGGAAGUCAUUUCCUGUUGUGGCAGACUGCUGAAUGAAAGAUGUCUGUCUUGAUUUCUUUAAAAUAGGUUCUAGACAUUGUUAUCCCACUAAGUUAUAUGUAAAGUGAUUUUCCUUUUUGUGAAUUUACCCUUCUCGCAUUCACAUAAUUAAAGAAUUGUUAAUAUAAAUUAACAUCAGCAACAAUAGGAAUUAUCAGUAAGUGCUAACAUUCUUUGCAAGCAGUAUCACUAUAAUAUCUGAAGUCUUUUGCCUAUAUACUUGCCUACUGCAUACUUUGAACAACAUAUUUACUUAUAUUUUAUCAGGCAGUAACUAUGGAGGCCAAACUCCACAUUAUCAUUUUUUAUGAUUUAAUCUACAGUCUGUGCUCAUUUGAUGACAAAUAGAGUAUUAGAUUACUAGAUUGUGACCUUCAAAAGAGAAAAACAAACCACACUUACUCUACUAAACUCAUACAAUUAUAUAGCAUAAUAUUGUGAAAUCCAGCUUUCUUUUUCCAAUUUACUAUAAAAGCUUAUUUCCCAGGGUCAGCUGCAUCAUAUCUUCUUUUUUUUUUUUCUUUGAAAACUCAUGACUCCAUUAUCACAAGAUGGCAAUGUGGCAAAACCAGUUUAUAUUAUAUUUAAAAUGUAUGUACAAGAAUUCACUGCGCUCAUUUAUAGCCCAUUUCCCUAAAAUGCUGAGCGCUCUUGCGACAUGUCAAAUUCCUUCAGUUCACACAGUGGGAGGAGUUGCGUACGUACAGCAGAGUUUCACUCCGAGUCACAUAAGGUUCGAGGGGGAAAAUAAAAUGCUUUUACGUGCUUCCAGCAGGAACUACCUCCCUGUAAUCCUGUAACUGCUGGCAGACCCCCAGCUCGGCCGAGGCACGGCCGGCGGGGUUUACGCUCGCAGCCAGUCACCCCCCAGCCACCAUCCCCAGCCCUCGCUCUUCCAUGCAGCCGGGGGGCUGGCGAUUUCUGUGCCUAUAACUGCAGGGACACGAGGGGGGGGGAAGGUGGGAUCACACGGAAGAGCUGUGUGGAGGGGAUGGAGAGAAGACUGAAAAGCAGCACGCGGUUUGGGGGAGAUACUGAACUAGCGUUUAAGUCAGGCCCGGCAAAAACGCCGCCGGAAUUCUGUUUGUGCCCGUCCUCUCACAGGGCUAACCCCUCUCUGGAUCCUGAAUAGCUGCUAGAGCUUAGCAGGGAACUGAAUUGGUUAAGCAUCAUCAGCGAGAUGUUACAGGACUCUCCGUGGUUGCUUCCCACCUCUAACGUUAAUCUGCAGGCUGCAGGAAUUUAUUGCACAGCCUUCAACUUAGUACAGAGCAUGAACCGUGCGUGGUCUGGGCUGCAGUGGUGCGAAGGGCACACGCCGGCAAGGGAUACACCUUACCAGAGAACAGCACGACAGAUCUGUUAGAAAGAUGAGGGUUUCCUUGGAAAGAACACUUUUUGUCAUUUUAACCAGAGCCAGUGAGGCCCUUUAUACUCCCUAGUAUAACUGAAGAGAAACAGUAAGAUUCAUCGAGGACAUGACAGAAAAAAAUAGCCCGGUACUUAAAAAUAAAUUAGCUUUCCCUAUAAAAGCAGAAUACUUCUUUUCAGCAUGAUUCCAAUCCAUAGGCCAUGUGCACUCAAGGAAGGACAUUUGCUAAUUCAGGUAAGGAACUGUGUAUAAAGCAAAUGAAUCACUAAAACGAGCACCAGAGCAAGGUUGAAAAGCAUAACUGCACUUAGAAACCUAUGUAGCAGUCUGCAUGAAUGAAAUCAGAGUAUGAGGAAAAUAAUAGCCUUCUGUCUUUAAGAGGAAGGCUCUGGCUGAAAGAAUCCAUUUGUUUUGAAGCUUUGAUGCACUUUAAAAUGAAGAAGUUAAUGCACUGUAAAUACAGAGGAGAUUAAAAUCUUAUAAACCA